Messenger RNA from Impatiens glandulifera, 358 nucleotides. RefSeq names its product flowering-promoting factor 1-like protein 3. Gene Ontology annotation, biological process: regulation of flower development. The record is from RefSeq and is a predicted model, not a curated record. The transcript has a single exon. The coding region runs from base 26 to 358 and encodes 110 amino acids. NCBI's taxonomy places the organism in Eukaryota, Viridiplantae, Streptophyta, Magnoliopsida, Ericales, Balsaminaceae.
AAAGUACUUAUAUAUAAUCCAUAUAAUGUCGGGUGUUUGGAUGUUCAGAAACGGCGUGGUUCGUCUAGUGGAGAGCCCGGGGAUAGAUUCAAACCAAGGAUCAAUGCAAAGGAGGAAAGUUUUGGUUCAUAUUUCCACGGAUGAAGUGAUCACUUCAUACUCGGUUCUGGAGAAGAAGUUAAUCUCUCUCGGAUGGGAGCGAUAUUACGAUGACCCAGACCUAUUCCAAUUCCAUAAGAGUUCUACUAUCCACCUCAUUUCUCUUCCCAAAGACUUUGCCCGCUUUAAGUCUAUGCACAUGUUCGACAUCGUUGUCAAGAAUAAGAAUGUGUUCGAAGUUAGAGAUAUCAUUAUGUAA